CUGAGAGCUGAUUUCAAACUUUCGUGUUAAAAAAUUUUGCUUCUCGAUUUCGGUGCGUGGAAAAGUUCUGUUUUCGGUGGUAAUUUCGUGUCGAUUGCGGAUUUGCGUUGCGGGAUUUUGAAGAGGAACUGUACCGGAAGUGAAACGCGAAUGUGACGGAACCGGGCAUUAUGUGGAACGCGGAUUUUGGCCGUUUUAAUUUGGGCUGGCGGCGGAUGCUAUCCCAUCAGAAACGCAAGUGAUUGGCGUAGUUUUUUUUUUCUUUUUGUUCCCUCUGCCCUCUUGUGUUGGACCGCUGAGACGGAAAAGGAACAGAGAGCGGGGUGGUUUGUGUGCAGGGUAAAAGCAAAAAGUGGCAAGAAAUCGAUUCCCGCGGGUGAAUCAAAAAGAGAAAAAAGGCCUAUCGAACGAGGGCUGGAGAAUUUGCCAGAAGAAUUAGAACGAAGGAGUGUUGACCUGGUUAGAUUAGGUGGAUUUUUUUCGUCCUUCCUUUUGUUGGGGUUUUUGAAGACGGGACAGGUGCAGGUGAUCCUGUCCCCGGGUGGAGUGAAAAGAUUUGACUUGGGGCUCAGGAUAUUUGUGUGCUGGGUGGGAUGUCCGCAUCUGGUAGUUCUUCACCAGGCAGCAACAGCAGUAAUAACAUCACCAGCAGCAGCACGGGUCUGGAGGCGCCGAGUUCCGACCGCCGAAAUAGCAGUUCCGGUGGUGGUUCCGGCAGAACUCCCCGCAAACUAUCCGCUACUAGUUCCGCGGGGAGCAACGGAACCAAUUCCGGCCACAACAACCAUCAUAACAACAAUAACAACAGCUCCUGCAUCUGGUGCGGGGAAAGCAAAACUCCGCUCAAGUACAUCCUACCGACCCAGAACGGUAAGAAGGAAUUUUGCUCCGAAACCUGCAUCAUCGAGUUCCGGAAGGCGUACAGUAAGGGGGCGUGCAUUCAGUGCGAUAAUGUGAUACGGGCCAAUGCACCGAAACCCAACUAUUGUUCCACGUUUUGCAUGAAGAAGCAUCAGAAGAAAUCGACCACCGGGGGUGGUGGUGGCCUCUCCACACUAGCCGGUGCCGCCGGGGAACCGUCAUCCUCUUCGUCCCCGUCGUCGUUAACGGCUGACGGUUCCGGAUCAUCCGGUUCGGGUGGCUCGGCUGCUUCGUCCGGUAUUAGCACCAAAUUGAAUGGAAAUAACAACAAUAACAAUGGUACCGCCGGAAGUACCAAUGGUCGGAGGAGUAAUGGAAACCGAUCGCCGGCACAAGAGUCCAGUUCGGCUAUGAGAGUUAGUCCGGUUACAACAACCUGCUCGACGGGUCCAUUCCAGUACGAGAGCUUUCACGUAUUCGAUUGGACCGAAUAUCUGCGCGAAUCGGGCAGCGUACCGGCACCGGCAGAAUGCUUCAAGCAGGCAGUUGGCCCCCCGACGAACGAGUUCAAAAUUGGCAUGAAGCUGGAGGCGGUCGAUCCGCGCAACGUCACCUCCACAUGUAUAGCAAGCGUGGUCGGGGUGCUGGGCUCCCGGUUACGACUUCGGCUGGACGGGGGUGACAACAAGAACGAUUUUUGGCGCCUGGUCGAUUCGAACGAGAUCCAUCCGAUUGGGCAUUGUGACAAGAUGGGCGAGAUGUUGCAGCCCCCGUUAGGGUUCCGCAUGAAUGCCAGCAGUUGGCCGACGUUUCUGCAGAAAACGCUCAACGGGGCCCAGAUAGCUCCGGAACAUAUCUUCAUGCCGGAACCACCCACGCCCAAGUGCAAUUUGUUUCAGGUUGGACAAAAACUAGAAGCUGUAGAUAAGAAAAAUCCCCAAUUGAUUUGCUGUGCCACGGUAGAUGCUGUGAAAGAGGAUCAGAUCCAUGUAACGUUUGACGGGUGGCGAGGUGCGUUCGACUAUUGGUGUCGGUAUGAUUCGCGCGACAUUUUCCCAGUGGGCUGGUGUGCCAGAAGUUGCCAUCCGAUGCAACCGCCGGGUCAGAAGAACAAAAUGGACGGAGGCAGUGCCCGAUCCAAAGGACGUUCUUCGUUUGCCAUGAUAUCCGAGCCGGACUCGAUGACCCCGGCCACACCAGUGACGGCCCAUUUCCACAGCCGAUGUAAAGGUGGACCUUUUAUCAACAGCUCAAAGCUACCGUCAAUGGUGACGGCACCAAAUCAUCAGACGCUGGCAAAGCUUUGUCUGCAGGAAGUACUGGCGGCAUCCAAGGAUCAUGCUCAGCUUUCCCCGUUAUUGUUUGGCCUCGAUGGCGAAGUGCAUAUAGUUACGGCAGCAGGAAAAAAUUUUACCGUCAAAAUCCCUGCCAACAUUCGUUCCAAGGGAAACCAUGGUCUUUCAGAGUUUCUCGAAGUUCUUUGCAUCGCUUGUAAAGCUUGCAGUCAUCUGAUAACCCUGGAACCGGGACCUGAACAGUGCGAUGCGUGUAUGGUACAAUCACCUUCCCUCAAGAGGCCUAUCAAAACGGAACCCACAGUGAGGUCAGCUAGUCCACCUCCAACGGCUGCUUCCUCUCCGAAAGCAGCGGCAACGACGCGCGAACCACAACAACCGAAAUCACAGGACAACCCGCGGAGCCCAUCACCCAAACGGAAAGCUGUCGAACAGCGAACCGCAACAUCGACCACAAAUAAUACCGAGCAUAGCUCGCUUUCCCCAACCCCAGUCAGUGUUGCAACCGUACAACCAACGCCAUCAUCAACAUCCGCGGUCAGUAGUCCGGUGAAUCCGACGAUAUCCCUAGCUCCAAACGUCACCAACAUAAAAACGGAAGCAAAUUGUCCGUUGCCUGUUCCGGUUGCUGCACCCGUAGCUGUUGCUCCUUCAUCUUCAAUCGUGUCGGCAUCGGCCGCUUCGCCUGCACAAGCUCCCAGCACGCACCCAGCUGCAACACCGCCAGUCGUUCCCAGUGCUAGCAUUGCCUGUGCACCCGCCUCAUCCGUAGCCUUGGUCCCUAGCCUUAUACCCUUGCAACCGAGCGAUUCCCUAUCCGUACCAUUCCAACCUGCACCAUCUUCAUCAACUCUGAUCCCAGCUGCAGUUGCAAUAGCUCCUCCAAACCUAACGAUCCCUGCUACGGCAAACGCUGCUGCUGCUGCUGCAACUAUGCUCGGUGUGCACCACCAUCAUCAUCAUCCCGCCGUUUCGGCAGUCCCGAUGCCACUAGCUAGCACAAUGAUCCCGAUUCCUCCCUCGGCACUGGCAGCCGUUGCGGCGGCCGCGGCACCAAUCCCAACAGCAGCCCCAGUUCCCACGGCACCAAUGCAGCUUCCGUUGUCGGUGCCGGUGUCGAUGCCGGUGCCAGUACCCAGCACUAGUCCACAGAUGCCCCGCGGCCAGACCAGCGAUUGGACGAUCGAAGAUGUGAUACAGUUCAUCGCCGUACAGGAUCCCUCGUUGGCGGUGCAUGCAGACCUAUUUCGGAAACAUGAAAUCGAUGGCAAAGCGCUGCUGCUGCUGAACAGCGACAUGAUGAUGAAGUACAUGGGCCUGAAGCUGGGACCAGCCCUAAAGAUCUGCAACCUGGUGAGCCGAGUCAAGGGCCGGCGACACAGCAUGUCCAACAUGUAACGAUUAGCUACGAGGAAAAUUCGUACCCUCUAAAAAAUAUCCUUUGUGUACAGAAUCAAAACCCAUUUGCCCCUACCCAGAAACUCUCCACGACUCCCGUCGCAUUCCUCCCAAAUUUGUCAUGAACUGUUUUUUCAUUAUUAUUUUUUAUUAACUUUUUAACGACGAUUCAUACAACAAAUGUAGCUUUCACCGGGCUAUCGUAAAGCAAACAAAACAAAAAUCUAUACACACGUGAAGUUUGUACUACAAAAUAACGACCAUAAGCUACCGAUGAAGAAAACAUGUAAACAAAUAUGCUAACCACCUACAAAGCGAGAAACCAAGAGGAACAGAGAACAUAACAAAAGGAACACUCAGCCAUAUUCAACCAGUAUGUUUUACGUUUCACAUAAACGAGCAAAAACUAAAUAUUAACACACUGCACUCCGAAAUGAUUUACAGAAUUGCUAAACAACAUCAAAAGUAGAAGUAACUUUUAAAAUACCACCCCGCUAAUCCACAUCCACACAAAUACAUAAUAAAUGCAGCAACAAAAUCCAAUCCACACAUAAUACACACACACACAAGUUGAACUAGUGAUAAGUAAUGCAGAUAUUGAUGGUGUAAAUUGCAUUGUAGAGCAAACGGAAGAAUGUUAGCAAGAGGCAUUUGUUUUUUAUUUUGUUUUAAAAAAAACCCAAUAGUUGACUUAUUGCUACUACCUGCACACCAGUUGUGAAAUUUUGAUACGCAUGUAGGGACAGAGAAAAUAGAUUUUUCUUUUCUAAGAAGUUUGUUUGAAACUUCUGACUAGUUUGAAGCGCAUUCUCCGACAACAAUGAUGACUCGUUUCACUUUCUUGAGAAAAUAGUCUCCAAAUGGUCCAGCACAGAGGGAGGAGGCCUUCAUCGAAUAAUUCAGGUGUAAUUAAUAUUCUUUGUCUAUGUUGUAAAAAGAGAUAAUUUUAGACAACUAUUAGUUUUUAAUGUUUUUCAUUUCUCUUCCACAAAAUCAAACAACACUCGAGCAGCGAAAGUGGUGCGACAGCAAAUACAAUACCUAUACAGAGCAUCCUUCAAAGCUGUUGAGUAGAGAAUCUAUAAUCCGGAUAUGUUGAAAGAACAAGAAAAUAAAACAGAAACACAUAUUUAUUGGGCUUAGCAAGGAGGAACGUGGAAGAAAGAAGAACAACAGAAAAAUAAAAGUGCGCAAGGCAAGAGACAGUGGUCUAGCACGUGAAUAUAUUGUAAUACGAAAUGUCCUGGAGUAUGAUGGUAAUACAUAUAGUUCACAACCUUAGGUAUCAUUAAAAUCAGUAAUCCUUAUGAGCAAAUACAAACA
Uranotaenia lowii is the source of this 4877-nucleotide messenger RNA. RefSeq names its product polycomb protein Scm (gene Scm). Gene Ontology annotation, cellular component: nucleus. NCBI's taxonomy places the organism in Eukaryota, Metazoa, Arthropoda, Insecta, Diptera, Culicidae. Gene Ontology annotation, molecular function: protein binding. The transcript is spliced from 5 exons. Gene Ontology annotation, biological process: regulation of DNA-templated transcription. The record is from RefSeq and is a predicted model, not a curated record. The coding region runs from base 594 to 3554 and encodes 986 amino acids.